This is a messenger RNA of Lachancea sp. 'fantastica', 1671 nucleotides long. The record is from the annotation of a GenBank genome assembly. NCBI's taxonomy places the organism in Eukaryota, Fungi, Ascomycota, Saccharomycetes, Saccharomycetales, Saccharomycetaceae.
AUGGACCCGGAAAGGCGACAAUCGCUGACGCCGCAGAGCCAGCGGAGCUCGCAACAACGAAGACGUGGCUUAAAGAUGCAAACACUCCCAUUUCCAGAUGAUUUCAAGCCACGCAGUGGGGUGGUCAUGUCGCAGGAUGAAGAGGAUGAGGUUUCUAAAGAGCUAGGUGAGUUUCACCCGGGGGCUCAACAUUCCAGUUUUGAAAGAGACGACGAAUUCAAAUUCAAGCGUCAUAAACAUCGACACAACGCAGGAACUGCAAGUCUGGGCGAAAGAUUGGAUAAUAUCCAGGAACUGCAAAAUGCGCGUUGGAUGGAUAAUUUUAACUCGUCAGCCAACUUUGAGCGUCAUGGACGCAGCUCGCAGCGCGAGUUUUCGUCACAAGACUCGCAAAGACAGCAACAACAACAACAACAACAACAGAGUGUAUUACCAUUACAAGCACAACCUUAUAUGCCGUACAUGUACUAUUAUCCCUAUGCGCCUCCAAUGGUGCAUCCCGUGCCUGCAUCUCCAGUACGUGCGUCUGAGCAGGAAAAUAUGCAACAGUAUGUUAGCUCAUCGCAGGGCUACCCGAACACCUCUACCCAGCCAUUUCUCCCGCCUCUGCCGCCACAAAAUAGCCAGCUCAUGCCUCCUCCACCUCUUUAUCCUAAUUACUCGGGCUAUAACUACUACAACGACAUGCAGCGCAAUGCAGCGCAGCGAAGUCAGCAACGAAGGGAGAAACGCAGGUCGCUCAUGGCUCAAAGGGGCCGUAGGUUAUCGAUGUUGUCGAUACAGGAUAAUAGUCACAUCGUUUCCCCUCACAAAGAUGUACCAGAACACGAUUUUUACAGACAUAUCGCCAACACGUCGUUUGGUCAAGACUUGCAGAUACGACAGCUAUUCAGCUGGUGUUUUAUCCGCUGUCUACGGAAAUGGGAAUCGCGGGAGCACCAAGGGAGUCCGCAAAAAUCGCAUACACAGGGUGAAUCGUAUGUAGACCCGAAAAGAAUUGCAUUGGUCAUUAUAAAGGAGAUUGUAGAUGAUCUGCGAAAGGGUAAAAUGGACAUCAACUGGGACGCCGAUGAUUCGACAGAAGGCGCCACUGAGGACAACUCGCGAUAUCAUGAGGAAGAUACGGAAUUGCGAGAGCUUUUUGACGAUGACGACGAUGAUGAAGACAGCAGCGAACAGAGGGUAAGAAAGAAGGUUAAAAGAAGGGCCCCACAACAAAUUUUGAAGCUGCCUAACGAGAAGAAUAUACAAAACGCGAAAAAUCUAGAGGUUCUGCAAAAGCAGAUCGAUGCACUAGACGACGAGGUCAAACAAUGGAUCCAGGAACUGGACGAGCCGGACAAAAGCACAGAAUGCGAGAACUUCAAGGAGAGUCUCGGAAAACUUCGAGAGGAGCUCCAAGAGCAGCCCUUCGAUGAUGCCUCGAAGGAUCCAAUCCCAGAGUUAGAGCGUGACCUGCGUAUCAGAAUGGAGCGUUUGUAUUCGAUAUCUCACCUUUUGCAAUCAAACUCAAAGCUCCUGUCGGAAACCUCGCAGCGGAAGCUGAGGGAAUUGACCCAGCAUAUCAAUGAAUCCGUCUUCACCACACCGAUGAUAGCCCAGCAACCAACUAAUGACACCAAGAGCCUGCUUCUGGGUCUCAGCAGGCUACUAGCACCGUCAAAGACCUAA